AGUGGGGACUAGGGCAACGUAGCGCUGUUUGCGCGGUUCGGCGCCAGUCGAACACCAGACAUGGUAGCGCGCCGACUGCCGCUGCCUCUGCUGUUGCUCGCGGCUUGUGCAACCGCCGAGCUGCGUCUCGUCUCAGUCGUAUUUCGGCAUGGUCCACGUACUCCAGGCGAUACAUAUCCGAAUGAUCCUUAUGUAAACGAUGACUUUGCUCCUGUAGGCUGGGGGCAACUAACUAAUGCUGGAAAAUUAUCUCAGUAUGAGCAGGGCAAGUGGCUCCGUCAGAGGUAUGGUGAAUUCCUUGGAAAUACUUAUUCACCACAAAUACUUGCUGCUUGGAGCACAGAUGUUGAUAGAACAAUAAUGUCUGCUCAGCUGGAAUUGGCAGGGCUGCUACCUCCAAAUGAUGAACAGCGAUGGAACCCUGAGCUUAACUGGCAGCCAAUUCCAGUACACACUCUGCCACUUGCUUUUGAUAAUCUGUUACUAGUAAGAAUCCCAUGUCCCAAAUAUCACCAAGAACUGGAAGCUGUCAUGAACAGUGAAGAGGUCCAAGAAAGACUCUCUGCAUUAAAUGCACAGGAACUGUAUGUGAACCUUACUCAGAUAACUGGUCUCAGUAUACAGAAUCCUGAUGAUGUUCAGUCUCUAUACAGCACACUAAAAGCAGAGGAAGAAUUUUCAUUACAAUUACCAGAAUGGACAAAAGAAUAUUAUCCUCACAAGAUGGUCCCUAUAACAGCAUACAGUUUCACCCUCAAUGGCUACAACAGAGUUUUACAGAAACUCAGAGCAGGUCCACUAUUAAGAAAAAUAGUCAAUGACAUGAAAGGAAAAGCCGAUGGGACUUUAAGACCAUCACAAAGAAAAUUUUAUAUGUAUGCUGGGCAUGACUCAACUAUAUCAAAUUUACUCCUUGCACUGAAAGUAUGGGAUGAACAAAUCCCUGCAUAUGGUGCACUAAUUAUGAUAGAACUACAUCAAGACAAAACGAGUGGAGAGCACAGUGUCCAGAUAUAUCUUCGAAAUUCAACCAGCCUUGAUCCAUAUGCACUAAAAAUUUCAGGAUGUGAACUGGAUUGUAAGCUAGAUACUUUCUUGACACUUGUUGAUGAUGUGAUUCCAAAUAAUCUGGAAACUGAGUGCAAAGUUGAAGACCCAAAUUACGUACCACCAACUCUUGCACCUCCUUAAAUAGUAGUAUGAGCUGCCAAUUAAAGGAGGAGGAGGAGGAGGAGGAGGAGGAGGCAAAAUGAAGAUAACGUACUACUAUAUGGUCUUGUGCAUCUCUGGUUCUUCAGAUAUGAUCAUUUGACAACAACUUUUCAGAAACUUAUAAGCAACAACCCAAAAAUUACGAUGAUUAAAAUAGUAACAAACAUAAAAAUGUCAAUAAAAUUAAUACAUC
Messenger RNA from Schistocerca americana (American grasshopper), 1405 nucleotides. RefSeq names its product venom acid phosphatase Acph-1-like. Bases 61 to 1191 code for a protein of 376 amino acids. The transcript has 7 exons. Lineage: Eukaryota; Metazoa; Arthropoda; Insecta; Orthoptera; Acrididae. Gene Ontology annotation, biological process: dephosphorylation. Gene Ontology annotation, molecular function: phosphatase activity. The record is from RefSeq and is a predicted model, not a curated record.